Molecule: messenger RNA, 558 nt
Organism: Peronospora belbahrii
Lineage: Eukaryota; Oomycota; Peronosporomycetes; Peronosporales; Peronosporaceae
Source: the annotation of a GenBank genome assembly
AUGAACAUUGGCGCUACAUUCCCCAAGAAUACGGUCUACUUGCGCCUAGGACUACGUGGUGUGCAACUCAUUUGCAGUGUCCUGGCUUUGGCUUUUGCGGCCUCGGGCUUUUAUGGCGGUGGCGCCUCGCACUCGAGUACCUUUGUGCUACUUAUGGGCUACACUGGUAUGCUGUACACGCUGUGGCACCUUGUGGCGGUAGAGAUUAUUCAUCUUUCUAGCCGUCCAGCGCUUCGCUUGGAACAAGGCAUGGAUGCACUGAUGGUCCUCUUGUUACUUAUCGCCGGCAUUAUUCUUGCAGCGUCAGAUUAUACACGCCAUUGUGGCUUUGGAUGGCACUGCCGCAACCUGCGAGCUGCGACAGCCUUUGAUUUCAUCGCCAUGUUUUUCUUUUUGGUGUCGCUUGCUCUGACGUUCCUGACAGCGAAUAAGCCGUUCAACGGACCAACGGAUGUGCAGGUGGAAGACCCUGUGCCGUACCAUCAGAGUGUCACGCCUACUGCUGGCGCGUUGUCUCCCGACGGCAAUCCAUACGGUGGAUCUGCUUCUAGGGUUUAA